CGGCGACGGGAGCGCACGCGUCUGAACCUCCCGGUAAUAUUGAUCUGUUGGUCAAUUGAUCUGUUCACGUAUCAAGGCUAGCUAAUCUGACUACACAAUUAAUAUUAGAUUAGUAAUUAUUUUAAGUCUUCGUUAAGUUAGCUGCUGUUUUUGACUAUCAGAUAAUGGAUCCGGCUCCGUUAUCGAAAACUGCGAAAUAUAAGAAGAUUACAAAACCACUUUUGGAGCGAAAAAGACGGGCUCGUAUUAACCGGUGCUUGGACGAACUGAAAGAUCUAAUGGUCGGAGCUUUAGAGAUUGAUGAUGACAACCUGAGCAAACUUGAGAAGGCAGACAUCCUAGAGCUGACUGUCAACCAUUUAACAAAACUGCACCGACCAAAAGACCCGGUGUUGGAAGCUAAAAAGUUUCAAGCGGGCUUUGGACAAUGCGCUACAGAAGCCUGCAGGUUCAUCAUGUCCGUUCCUGACUUGGACUCAAAUGUGAGUCAGAACUUAGUCGGUCAUCUAUCACGGCUGGUCAGUGCACAGCCUCUCACGAUACAAGUUCCAGAAAGACCUUCAUUUUCACCGCCCACUUCCCCUUCAUCUGUUCUAUCUGACAGACAGAAUUACUACAGCGAUAAUGAUAGAUCAUCUUCAGACGCCGAAGAGUCAAUUUAUUCCGAAGCGCCAAAACAUUGGCAUCCAAGACAUAAGACCAGACCACAAAACAUUCCAGGAUUAUUAACAACAGUUGACAAACUCGCACAUCAUGACGCAAGCUCACAAAGAAACGCGUCUUACUUCAACCGUGUCCCUGCCGAGGCGAAAGAUGUUAUAUUGCAAAAAAUAAGACAACACAUUAUGGAUAAACGUGGCAACGAAAAUAUCAAUGACGUCAAUGUUGAUAUUGAACAAAAGUAUUCUCCGAAAGACGAGGCGUACAAAAGUGAAUAUUUGUAUUAUACGAGCUAUCCCAACGAUACAUUAGACUUGAGAAAAGUACGGUCUCCAACAAAACCUGAUUAUCAACCAACAGAAACCAAAGAACCCGCGAUUGAUAUUAAACCUUCAGACGUUAAAUUCAGUCUCCCAGAACCGUGUGAAUCGCCGAUGGAUUACAGCAACUUACCACCUAAAAAGAAAAGGAAAUUAAUUGAGUACCAGGAGUACAAAAAACAGGAGGAGAUCAGGCGGCAACAAGAAGCUUUUUAUGCGGAUAAAAAACUGCGUGAAGGACCACCGGCCGAUGAGUUAGACGCUAAGUGGCGCCCGUGGUAAUAGAGUCGAGCAGUUUUAAGUAUCUUGCCAAAUGGAGACGGCAUUAGAAUAAAACAAACUAAAACAGGAGGUGUGGUAACAUACUAUUAGAAAACCGUAAGCAAAUGGGCUUGUCCUCAGCGUUACGACUUCAUCUUGGGAUGUUCAAUGAAACUAUACACACACAAUAAACAAAAGUUGAGUACCCACUUUAGUAUCAAUACAAUGCGAUCUCCUAUUUGGUUUAGUAUUCAAGGAUUUAUAACGUCAUUUCGAUAUUGUGAUAUUAUCUUCCAUGACAGCUUUAAUUUGAUUUAAUGUAUUGUUAAGUUUAUUAUACUAAUAUGUGCCUUAUUAUGCAUUUAUAUAACGGUUGAUAUCCCGUGCCAUGUAUAGAUGAUCUCGUUAUUUUCAUAGUUCUGUCGUCAUUAAUUUGUCUUCCAAAAUUUGUAAUCGAUAUUUCAAAACUUGUGAAAUAUUAUGUGUGAUUAUGUUUAGAUUUAUUGUUAAGAAUUUAAUUAAAUAAUUUAUACCCAA
Molecule: messenger RNA, 1778 nt
Organism: Leptidea sinapis
Lineage: Eukaryota; Metazoa; Arthropoda; Insecta; Lepidoptera; Pieridae
Product: hairy and enhancer of split-related protein HELT-like
Exons: 2
Coding region: 165-1262 (365 amino acids)
Biological process (GO): anterior/posterior pattern specification; regulation of neurogenesis; regulation of transcription by RNA polymerase II
Cellular component (GO): nucleus
Molecular function (GO): protein dimerization activity; RNA polymerase II cis-regulatory region sequence-specific DNA binding; DNA-binding transcription factor activity, RNA polymerase II-specific
Source: RefSeq, a predicted model, not a curated record